Penicillium alfredii is the source of this 3324-nucleotide messenger RNA. RefSeq lists its product as uncharacterized. Gene Ontology annotation, molecular function: nucleotidyltransferase activity. Bases 1 to 3324 code for a protein of 1107 amino acids. Gene Ontology annotation, biological process: RNA 3'-end processing. NCBI's taxonomy places the organism in Eukaryota, Fungi, Ascomycota, Eurotiomycetes, Eurotiales, Aspergillaceae. The transcript is spliced from 4 exons. The record is from RefSeq and is a predicted model, not a curated record.
AUGGUCUCACCCAUCGAUGGGAAUGCAAAGUGUUCCCACCACCCGGGUGACAUCUCACCUAUAGCGUCGGAUCAGCCUUCCACCAUGGCCUGGAUGCCGCAAUCCGACGCGUCCGAGAUCCCACCGAGGCCGCCAUUGGCCUCCCACCAGUCGAGCUCUCUUCCGUCGACCCCUUACCAGCAUGCGCGCAACCUCUCGUUUCAUUCCCGGUCGCCGUCCCCCGCCCGUGGAAGCACCUCCCCUCGAUCCACCCACUCCGAAUCCACCCACUUACCCCCCUCCGCGCGCAAACCGCUCGGUGUGUGUAAAUAUGAAACGGCCAUGGCAUAUUUCCGGAGACGGAUACCGUAUAGUUUGGGGGCGGAUAUACUGCCGCAGGAGAAGGAAGGACUGAAAGGGCGUCUGAACCCGACGGAGGAGCAGAAAUUGUCCGCCGACAUCAUGGACCUCUAUGAUCGAUUAUUACCGUCCGCGGAGAGCGAUGACCGCCGCCGUCAGCUGGUUCGCAAACUCGAGAAGCUGUUCAAUGACCAAUGGCCGGGCCACGAGAUUAAGGCCCAUGUUUUUGGCUCCUCGGGGAAUAAGCUGUGCUCGAGUGACUCGGAUGUGGAUAUCUGUAUCACGACCAAUUACAAGGAGUUGGAGCAUGUGUGUCUGUUGGCGGAAGUUUUGGCGAAGCAUGGGAUGCAACGAGUGGUCUGCGUGUCUCAUGCAAAAGUUCCUAUCGUGAAGAUCUGGGACCCAGAGCUGCGGUUGGCUUGCGACAUGAAUGUCAAUAACACCCUCGCAUUAGAGAACACCCGCAUGAUUCGGACAUACGUCGAGGUGGAUGAACGAGUGCGGCCGUUGGCAAUGAGUGUCAAGCACUGGACAAAACGACGCAUUCUUAACGAUGCCGCACUCGGAGGCACAUUAAGUUCCUACACUUGGAUUUGUUUGAUCAUCAACUUUCUGCAGACGAGAGACCCUCCCAUUCUCCCCAGCCUUCAAGCCCGCCCGCACAAGAAAAGGGUCACCUCGGACGGGUUGGUUUGUUCAUUCGACGAUAAUCUUGACUCCCUGACUCAGUUUGGCCGGAAGAACAAGCAGUCGGUUGGUGAGCUCUUUUUCGAGUUUUUCAGGUAUUAUGGCCACGAGCUCGACUACGAGAAGAAUGUCAUCUCGGUGCGGGAAGGCAACUUGAUCUCCAAGGAGGCCAAGGGCUGGCACCUGCUCAUGAACAACCGAUUGUGCGUGGAGGAGCCGUUCAACACAUCAAGGAAUCUAGGAAACACCGCCGAUGAUACCUCGUUCCGGGGUCUGCAUUUGGAAUUACGGAGGGCUUUCAAGCAUGCUGCCCAAGGAGAUUUGAUCGCUUGCUGCGAGCAAUUCGAGUUCCCGGCGGAGGAGGAGAGGACGUGGGAGCGGCCACCGCCUCAACCGCGGCCUAUCCUCACCCCAUCCCUUCCCUCACGCGGGGGCCGAGGUGGUGGGCGUGGGGGUCGAUAUCCGAACCAAUUCUCGCGCGGUGGGUAUACGGGAGGCCGCCGAGCGUCGAAUACGGGGAACAAGUCCAACGCAUUCCGGCAGUCCAACACUGGCAACCCAUCGGAAAUCUCUCUGCAGGCGCAGCAGCAAGCCCAGUAUCUUCUGCACGACCAACUGUAUCAACAGAUCCAGCUUCUCCAGGCGCAAGAGCAGGAGCUGCGGAUGCAGUUGCACAAUCAAGCGUUGAUCACCGGACGGCCUCCACCUGUGUUCCUCUGCCAGCCUUUCAUCCAAUUCCCCAUACCGCAGCAGCAGGAGUAUUCCGGGGAUGAGGGUGCACGGUCUAGAUCAGGAACGGUCAGUCACCCGCCGCCCAACACAUUACAGCGGCAGCAAUCGUUUAAAAACCCUACCUAUGCUUCUGUUAGCGCGUCCAAUCCGCAGGGCAGCACUACAAAUCCCCCCUCGCCCUCUGCCAAUGUUGCCCUGCCCGACUUUCGUCGCAACUCACGGCGAUCCUCGGCUGUAAAUGGGUCGCCCAAGGGGUCACUUCGAGCGCAAUCGCAGCCUGCGCGGCCCCAAAACUCACCAUCCCUCCAGAAUUUCCUGCCUUUUUAUACCAUCCCACAGCACCUGGAGAACUCGCACGGCUCCAAACAACGAUCAGCCACAGAUUCGUCAGAAGGUGGAGAGGGCAGUGGGGACGAGAACGCUCUGCCGCCAAACAGUCUUCCCAGCAAUGGAUCUCGCUCCGACUCGGUGGACGGCAACCGGCCACAGGAUGUUCUGGGCUACUAUCUAACCCCGCAGCAACUGCAGGCCUAUCAGCAAAAUUCUGUGAUGCCGUCUCUUUCAACGCCAGUGGGACUGGCUUUGCCCAACGGAUACACGCCUUUUGUUCCCGUCCAACAAGAGUAUCGGCCGGCAACGUUUUCGCCCGAAGGCUUCAAUGGACGUUCUGAGCCGAACAAUACCACAGCAUCAAAACCCCAGCCAUCACAACCACGGCGCUCAGCUUCACGGCCUGCCGUGGCUGCAGAUCGGGGUCCCUUGAUCGUUGAUGGCUCGGUGCCGCCCAGUGAACCUCGCUCGUCCUCAUAUACCUCGGACUUCAUUGAUCCUUAUACUGCCGUCACGCAUUAUACGUCAACGUCGGAUGACCACAAUAUCAAUACGCCCGCCAGUUUCUCCGAUUCGUUAUCCCAGGAUUUCCAGGACUCCGGUCCCUUUGAGAUGGAACAGUCCGGCGUUUUUACCCGGCCACCCGUCGACGCCCAAAAAACGAAUCAUGUGGGUGACGAGAAGCCGGCGGAAAAGGCCAAUGGCCAGCCUCAGUUGCUUGCCAGUCGACUGCAGAAUUAUCACUUGUCAAACGCCGAGAAACUGGCCCAAUCACAUCCUCCACCCAAGGCGAGUUCCGAGCGACCCAAGAACGGCGUGCAUUCAGGAACAGGCAAGGAAGCAUCCAAACAAGGGCCGGCGGGUGACAAAUCCACUUCAUCAUCUGGUGCUCCACAUGAGACCAGGCCUCAGGCGUCAAAUUCAAAGCGAAGACCAAACGGGGUUGAGCAUCCCGAGAAAGUGAAUGGUGUCAACCACAAGCCCAAGUCAAAGGGCCGUCAUGAUGCACCGCAGCACUCUACCCCAGCAUCCGAGUCCAAGGACCGGCACGUGGACCAUCCGCCACGCAAAUCUGGCGGAGCUCCCAAUGGCGUCACUGACACCAGCCACGGCGGUUGGCAAACCACGAAGAAAAAGAAUCGCAAGAACACCAAGACGUCGAGUGAAACCCGGAAUGGGGACCACAGUGGCCCUGAACCACUUCCUGCAGAUGAGUCGUUGCGAAAAGGUGGCUGA